CAUGGCAACCAAGCCCGACUGGUAGUGAUUGCAACCGGCGGGAGCGUGGCUGCCGCGCCUUCGCUCACAUCCGGGUAUUUUCGACAGCCGCUGACCCUCCCUCCACCUCCCGCGGUCGUGAAAGAGGGUGCUUUCCGGACCUAUAAGCAGUGGAACAGGUCUUACGCCCCCGAGCUAUUUAUUUAACAAACAAAAAAAAUUGUCCGCUGUUCUUAAUGCCUUAAUAAAUUUAGCGUGGAAAUAAGGCGGCCGCGGUGGCUGCUGGGAGAAGCCGGGCUCUCCUCCAAUCAGAGCACGCGGCGCGGAGAAGAACAGCGUCGACGUGACGGGCUCGCGUCGGACCGAGGAAGCGGAGCGAGAACGGUCAAUCCACACAGUGAGCAGCCUCCCAAAUGGAUGGGGAAGGGUUUGGGGAGCUCCUGCAGCAGGCAGAGCAGCUUGCAGCAGAAACAGAGGGCAUCGCUGAGCUUCCUCAUGUCGAACGCAACCUCCAAGAGAUCCAGCAAGCAGGAGAGCGCCUGCGCUCCCGGACACUGACCCGCACUUCCCAGGAGACGGCAGAUGUCAAGGCAUCAGUUCUCCUUGGGUCCAGAGGUCUUGACAUCUCCCACAUCUCCCAGCGGUUGGAGAGUCUUAGUGCUGUAACAACAUUUGAGCCUCUAGAGCCUGUAAAGGACACAGAUAUACAGGUAAGGGUCUUUGUGUAAUGAUGUGUGAACAGU
Podarcis muralis (Common wall lizard) is the source of this 722-nucleotide messenger RNA. Lineage: Eukaryota; Metazoa; Chordata; Lepidosauria; Squamata; Lacertidae. The record is from RefSeq and is a predicted model, not a curated record.